Molecule: messenger RNA, 1578 nt
Organism: Kuraishia capsulata CBS 1993
Lineage: Eukaryota; Fungi; Ascomycota; Pichiomycetes; Pichiales; Pichiaceae
Exons: 1
Coding region: 1-1578 (525 amino acids)
Biological process (GO): transmembrane transport; allantoate transport; tripeptide transport
Cellular component (GO): plasma membrane
Molecular function (GO): dipeptide transmembrane transporter activity; allantoate transmembrane transporter activity
Source: RefSeq, a predicted model, not a curated record
AUGAGUGAUAUUGAGAAAAAAAUGACAGACGAGAAGGUCGAGCCAGUUGCCUCGAUCACAGAGGCCGAUAUCGGGACGAACAACCUGAUCACGACGAUUACCUCGGUUCAUGGACGUGAGGUCCAAGUCACUGGUGACGUUGACGAAGCCAUGAGACUUGCACUGAAGUCCAAGGGUAUGGUGAUAGAUGCCGCUACCAAUAAAAGAAUCCUGAGGAAAAUUGACAUGUACAUGCUUCCCUUGUGUUGUUUCCUUUAUGCAUGUCAGUUCAUGGACAAAACCUCCAACUCGCUGGCGUCGAUUAUGGGUCUGCGUACCGACCUUAACAUGGUGGGCGACCAGUACUCUUGGACGGGUACUGCAUUCUACCUGGGCUACCUGUUUUUCGAGUUCAUUGCAUCUUUCAUCCUUCAGAGGUUUCCUUUGGCCAAGACCACCUCCAUUUUCAUCGUCUUCUGGGGUAUCAUUCUGUGUCUGCAUGCCACUCCAAACUAUGCCGGUUUCGUCUUUUUGCGUACCGUCCUCGGAAUGGCUGAGAGUUCCGUCACCCCCGCCAUGGUGAUGAUUACUUCACAAUGGUGGAAGAAAGACGAGAACUUUUUGAGAACCGCUUUCUGGUUUGCUUCCAACGGAUUUGGUACUAUCAUGGGUAGUUCUAUUGCAUAUGGUCUAGCCAAACACGCCGACUCGUACAGCAUCGCUCCGUGGAAGAUAUUGUUCGUUGUUGUCGGAUUGAUGACCAUUUGUGUUGGAAUUAUCUUUUGGUUCCACAUUCCAAACACACCAGCCGAGGCAUGGUUUUUGACCGAGGAGGAGAAGUUGUUGGUAGUCGAGAGAAUUAGAAGCAACCAACAGGGUUUCGGUAACAAGCACUUCAAGAAGUCUCAAUUUAUUGAGGCUCUUAGAGACUACAGAACUUGGCUUUUCUUUGUUUUCGCUCUGGCCCAGGAUAUCCCCAACGGAUCCUUGACUAACUUUGGCUCUAUCUUGAUGAAUGAGGAUUUCGGUUAUACUACUCUUGAAUCGCUGAAGAUGGGUAUGAUUCCAGGAGCGAUAGAGCUUGUGGGAUGCAUCGCGUGUGCGGCUUGUGUUGGAUUUGUCAAGCACAGAUUGGGUGUUUCCUUGUUUGUGUGUGCUUUCAACGUUGCUUGCUCGUGUAUGCUUGCGUUUGCCAAGGACAACAAGCAGGCGAGACUGACGGGUUACUUCCUGCUGACUCUCCAGCCAGUUGGUUUCUUCUGUAUACUCUCUUCGUUUGCAGCGAACACUGCAGGACACACCAAGAAGGUCACUGUGAAUGCCAUCUACCUUAUCGGUUACUGUGUGGGUAAUUUGAUUGGUCCGCAGACUUUCAUAGCGAGCCAAGCUCCUUCAUACAGCGGCGGUAAGAUUGCAAUGGUUGUUGGAUACGCUGUGUCUUUUGUUCUGUUGAUCGCCAUCUACGCUUCUUACUACUACGACAACAAGGCAAGAGACCAGGCUGAACUUGAGAGAGGCGGACCUGCUCAGUUGAUAGAGAAUGCUGAGUUCGCAGAUUUGACCGACUUCGAGAACCCCAACUUCAGAUACUCUCUGUGA